This is a messenger RNA of Chlamydomonas reinhardtii, 5186 nucleotides long. RefSeq lists its product as uncharacterized. Bases 355 to 4395 code for a protein of 1346 amino acids. The record is from RefSeq and is a predicted model, not a curated record. Gene Ontology annotation, biological process: lipid metabolic process. NCBI's taxonomy places the organism in Eukaryota, Viridiplantae, Chlorophyta, Chlorophyceae, Chlamydomonadales, Chlamydomonadaceae. The transcript is spliced from 10 exons.
UUUACACACAUUCGAGUGCUGGCGCGAAACGCGAGAGUGCCACACACUUGGGCUUGCGUUCGAAAUCCGCUGGCUCCACACCUUGAUGAUUUAUGUAGGAGCUUAAACAAAUGAAGAUGGGGCCGACCGGACGAAAUUGCUAGCGACGAGCGGGCUUGUGACGGAAUGUCGACUGGGGUGGUCGCUGCGGGCGCCGCAGCGUUCGCGCUCUAUGUAUAUCUUAAGCAGAAAGGUGGCGUCCAAGACGGGGAGUUUGAGCCUGCCCUGCCUCAGGAGUUGAGCAGAAAUGCCCCCGACCACGCUCCAAACAACUGGGGCGAGGCUUUCUUCCACGUGAAAGAGGUCUUGAGGUACAUGAUAAACGAGACGCUGGGCAAAUGGCAUACGAUUGACUUUUUCGUGGGUCUGGCGUACCUUUCAAACCGCGAGGCGCUUGAGUACCCUGCUGCAGACAUCUGCGGCAAGGGCAUCAACGUGCUCAGGUCCGACCUGACCAUGACUGAGCAGCUCAAGCUGCUGCUGGAGCUGCAGGAGGUGCGGCGCUACAUGCUGUACUGCAAGGGGCUCAAGCAGCGGCGCGAGGAGGCGCAGGCGCGCUUCUGGCGGGAACACCUGGGCGCAGACACGCUGUCCAUCCUGAAGCAGCAGCCCACGGCGGGCGUGCUGCGGCCCGCCUACGUGCUGGUGGCUGACCACGUGCUGCGCUGCGUGGUGCUGUGCAUACGCGGCACACACUCCACCAAGGACCUGUUCACCAGCCUGGCGGGCACCGCCAAGCCGCACCACGUGGUGGACCCCUCGCUGCCAGGCGGCCUGGUGCUGGGCUGGGCGCACCUGGGCAUGCUGGCGGCGGCGCGGUGGCUGGCGCGGCAGGUGGCGCCGGAGCUGAGGCAGGCGCUGGCGGAGCACCCGGGAUACGAGCUGCGGGUCGUGGGCCACUCCAUGGGCGGCGGCACGGCGGCGCUGCUGACCAUGAUGCUGCGCAGCGGAGUGGGCGGCACCACCGGCGGCGCCAGCUCCAGCACGGCAGCGGCGCCUGGCACACACGGUGACAGCCCGGCGGAUUGUGCUCACGCCGCCUCCACGCAUCCAGCUCAGCCGUCCGACAGUCUCAUGGACGCCGCCGGCACCGGGCCCGGCACCAGCACCGGCACCACGCCGCGCGAGCCGCCGCCGCCGCCGCCGCCGCCGGCCUACAGCCCACACACAACCCACACGGCGCCGCCGCCUCCCGCGCGCGACGACCCGCUGCGCACCGCGCGCUGCGUGGCCAUCGCCUGCCCCGCCACAGUGACGCCGGAGCUGGCGGCGGCGUGCGGCGGCUUCGUGACCAGCGUCAUGAACGGCACCGACAUCGUGCCCACCUUCUGCGCCGCCACUGUGGACGACCUGCGCGAGGACGUGACGCGCAGCAGCUGGUUCAGCGAGUUCAGCCGCGACAUGCGCAGCGGCGUGGUGCGGGCGCUGCAGGGCGGCGUGCGCGGCGUGGGCACCGCCACCCAGUGGACCAGCCGCAACAUCCUACAGCCGGCGGUGGUGCCCUUCCGAGCCUGCUACACCACCACCACCACACGCCGCACCCGCCGCCGCACCGUCAGCAACGUGCCGCAGCAGCUGCAGCAGCAGCUGCCCGCCCCGCCCGCCUCGCCGCUGCAGGCCGCGGAGCAGCACGAGCAGCUGCUGCUGGCGGCCGGCGCUGGAGGCGGCGCCGCCGCGGCUGCCGCGGCAGCGGCGGCUGUCGCGGCGCUGGAGGCCGGCGGCGGGCCGCUGUCUCCCGCGUCGUCGGCGGCGGCGCUGACGGCGCUGACGGGGUCUGGGCUGCAGUCGGGGUCGCUGCCGGCGCUGGACCCGCCGUCAGGGGGCUUGGGCCCGCUUCCGGGUCAGGCGCCUGAGGAGAUGAGCAUGAGCGGGCGGGCGGGGGCGGGCGCCAGCGGGCUGGACCCCCGGGCCGUGGCGGGCGCGGUGCAGAGCUGCAUGUAUGCGAUGAGCAAUGCCGUCACGGCGCAGCAGCAGCACCAACACCAACAUCACCAUCACGGCCGCCGGAGAUCGGUCGAGCGGCCUGCCGACCCCGCCCUGGCGGAGGCGCUGGGUAUGUUGGAGAGCCUGCCGCCCGACCUGGGGCCGCCGGCGCCCCGGGGCCCGGGGGCCGAGGGUUCGGCCGGGCCCGCCUCCACCUCUGGGCGCGUGGGCCUGUCCGCCUCCCUGGGCCAGUCGGAGCCGGAGCUGCUCAUGGGCAGCCGCAGCAGCCUCCUCAGCGGCAGCAGCAACAGCGGCGUGAGCGGCGGCGCGGGCGGCGGCGGCGGGGGCGGCGUGUCCAGUGCGACGUCGUACGGCAGCAGCCUCAGGCGGCGGCUGUGGUUUUGGGGGCAAGGGCAAGGGGCAGACGGGUCGGCGCACGGGGGUCCGCUUGACGGCGGUCCCGGUGAUGGCGGUGGGUCAGGGACCAGCGGCGGCCUCGGCGCGCCCGGCGCCGGCGCUGGCUCGGCUGGCGGUUUGCCCACGAGCAUGGCCGCAUCGGUCGGCGCUGGCGGCUCCACGGGUUCAGGUGCAGCGGCUGCCGGCAGCGGUGACGCCGGCGGGCCGAGUGGCGGCGCCGGCGGGUUCAUGUCGCCACCGGGCCGCGUCGUACCAGACAGCCCGGGCAAGGCCAAGGCCGCGGCGGCGGGUGCCGGCGGCGCGGGAGGUGGUGGCGGCGGCUCGGCGGCAGCUGGCGCGUCUCGCUCUCUUGGCGAGUGGCUGUGGCGCGGCAGUGGCUCGGGCUGGCUUUUCAACACCUGCACAGCGCCGCGGCGGCCGACGGCGAUGGCAGCAGCGGGAGCAGGAGGAGGCGGUGCUUCGGGGCGGCUGGCGAGCGGCUUGAUGGGCGGCCUGGGGAUGUGUGGCACUGGCGUCGGUGUCAGCGGCUGGGGCGCGGCGGGCGGGCAGGCGGCGGCGGCUGGGUCCGCGGCGUUAGUCGCUGGCGGCCAGCAGAGGCCACUCAGGAUGGACGUUGGAGGUGGCUUCGACGACGAGUCGGACGAGGAGGCCUCCGACGUGCCGGACGGCGCCUCCGACGACGCCGCUGAGGGGGCAGGGGGCGGCGACGUGUCCGAUGAAGAGCUAGAGCUAGAGAUGGAGGAGGACGAGGAGGACGAGGAGGAGGAGCCGGGCAGCAGGCGCGCAGGCAGCAGCGGCCACCGGCGGCCGGGCGGGCUGGGCGCACUGCUGGGUGACGUCAGCGGCGGCGGCGCGGGCGGCGGCGGCAUGUCGGCUGGAGGCGCCGCCACAGAAGAACAGCUGCAGGCGGGCAUCACAGCGGUGGUGGCGGCGGUGACCAACCAGGCCACUCGCGAGGCCGAGGCGGCGGCAGGCGGCGGCAGCGGCCUGCUGCGGGACGAGACCACCCGCGCGGCCGAGGACGUGCUGCGGGAGGUGGGCGAGGUGCUGCCCAGCGAGGCGGAGGCGGAGGCGGCAGCUGCGGCGGCGGCGGCAGCAGCCCGCCGGCGCCGGGCGGGCGGCAGCAGCAGCGGAGCUGCGCGGCGCACGGGCGGCAGCAGCCGAACCGGCGGCAGCCGUGGCGCGGCCGGUGCCGUAGCGACGGCAGGCGCGGCAGGAGCGGGUGGCUCCGGGGGCUCCGGGGCGGCGGGUGGCGCCUCAGCGUUCCGAUCUGUCAGCAUGCCGCACGGCGUGUCCUUAUUGGAUGGCGCCGGUGCCGGCAGCAGCCAUGACGCCACCAGUCCCAGCGGCGGCAGUGCGGCGAUGGACAUCCCCGCACGUGACCCCGGCGGCCGUAGUGCUGCUGCCAGGACGCUCGGGCGCGUCGCAUCGGAGGCGUGUCGUGUGGGCUUCUGCGGCACCGCCUCCGUGGCGGACGAUGACGCGGACGCCGGCCUGCACAGCCCCAUCGGCUCGCCGGGCGGCGUGGGGGGCUCUGUGGGCGGUGGCGAUGGUGGCGACAGUGCCCGCCGCCGCUCUGCCGCCCACACCGCCGAGCACGAGGCGCGGCUGUACCGGCGCCGUCUGUACCCGGUGGGCCGCAUCCUGCACCUGUUCCCCGCUGCGGCGACAGCCGGCCGCCAGCAGGCGGCUGCUCCUGGCUCUGCUGGCGCAGCCGCGGGCGCAGCCGCGGGCGCAGCCGGCACAGCCGCGUCCACCACGGCUGCGGACGCGGCUGCGGCGCGCAGCUCGGCGGCUGCGGCACCGUAUGUGCUGGUGGAGGUGCCUGACCCGCGCGCCUACUCGCGCAUCCGGCUGUGCCGCACCAUGGUGUCGGACCACCUGAUCCCCGCCUACCUAGCGGCGCUGGAGAGCGUGCUGGGCCAGCUGGAGGACCUGCAGCAGAGCGCCGCGCGCGCGCAGUGGGAGGCCACCGAGGCGGCGGAGGCGCGGGCAGUGGAGGCGCGGGCGGUCUGAGGCGGUGCGGCGGUGGGGCGAUGUCAAGGGCGCGUACAGGGAAGAGGAGGUGCGCGUGGCGCAGGGGCCGGGAUGUGAGUGCGAGGUGAGGGUUGUGGGGAGUGGGUGAGGUGGAGGGAAGGUGGUGGUGCGUGGCGAGGGUGACGGGCAUGGGUGAUGGGGUGCGAGAGCGGGGAUUGUAAGGCUAGUAUGGACGGCAGGAUGAGGCGGCGGGGUGGAAGGCUUAAGUUCGCAGCAUUAGGGCGGAGCCCGUGUUUAUACGUGGCAGCGACAUUGGUGUGGGAUGGACGCAUGAUUGAUGAAGCAUGAUUGAUUCUUGGUACCGGUCAGUGGACGUAGCGUUGGCAACACAGCAUUUGUGUGGGCAGUGAGGCUGGGCUGUACAUGGAUGGGACAGGCGGGACCCCAGCCCAACAGCUACGGGGUAUUAUUUGCUGCCCCGGCGCAGGAAGAUACGCUGUCCUUAGCCUAGUGAAAUCUGGGGUAUGAUACAUAUGCGGAGCGCAUGGCGAGGGUGCGGAUUUCUUGGCGAGAGUACACUGUGUCUGAAGCACUGCAUGCUGAAUCACGAGUACACGCAUGACUGUGAUGAGACCCUCAGCCGUCUUCAUGGUGUGUGGGGAAGUGCCAUGUCCUGUAGGCACGGCAAGGUCAGGCCAAGCGUACCGGUACUCACAACGAUGCAGCAGUCCAUAGUGUGUCUGUUCAUGACUGCUUGGUACAUUUGAGAGGAUGUCGGGAUCCCCCGCAGACGGCGAGUUGCCCGAGAUGCACUGUAAACUGUGUCACGC